This is a messenger RNA of Colossoma macropomum (tambaqui), 1420 nucleotides long. It is a transcript of the gene nsun3, whose product is annotated as NOP2/Sun RNA methyltransferase 3. The record is from RefSeq and is a predicted model, not a curated record. The coding region runs from base 52 to 1263 and encodes 403 amino acids. The transcript is spliced from 6 exons. Gene Ontology annotation, biological process: rRNA methylation. Gene Ontology annotation, cellular component: mitochondrial large ribosomal subunit. Gene Ontology annotation, molecular function: methyltransferase activity. NCBI's taxonomy places the organism in Eukaryota, Metazoa, Chordata, Actinopteri, Characiformes, Serrasalmidae.
GAGGACUAAUGACAGACGGGCAGUUCGCUGCUGGACGGCGAUGCUCGUUCAAUGUUGCUAUUAAUAUUUUUGUCCAAAACAAAAUGGAAAGGAUUCAGUUUUAUGAGUGAAAGUUUCGGCGGCUUUCAUGGGUUUAAGAAGGGUUUUGGAGGUCAACCUGUCAACUCGUUUUCCCACCGACUCCAUGGCAACGCGUCCACCGUUCAGCAGCUCACAGCUCCGGAGCCGAGGCCUUCCUCCAGAGAAUCCAAAUGCAGACCUCGGAGGAAAGUGUGCCAGACGGUGCUGAACCAUUUCGACUCUCAGUACAGCGAAGAGCUCGGACAGCAGUGGCUCUCUGCGAGAGAUGUCCUUCUGAAUCCAUGCUGCUGGCAGUUUGGUGUCCUACUAAACCGCUUUAGCGACCUCACAGGUGUCCUGUCACAGCUUAAAUCACUGGGCUACUACAGCCUCCUUCCUCAAACAGAUUCUCCUAACUGCCAGUACAAGCCUUUCUCUUCUGGCAUCCAUGCCCCGCUACAGUGUCUUGUUCAUAAAGACCCUCUACGCCUGCCCACACAGCGGCAUCGUCCAGGCUGGCUGAAGCAGUACUACCUGCUGAACGCUGCCUCCCUGCUGCCAGUGCUGGCUCUGGGGGUAAAGGAUGGGGAGAAGGUGCUGGACCUGUGCUCGGCUCCAGGAGGCAAAGCUCUUGCCCUGCUGCAGGCAGCAACCCCUGGGCUGUUGCACUGUAAUGAAGUGGAUAAGAGCAGGUAUGAGUGGCUGCUGAAGACACUGGAGUCAUACAUCCCUCCUUCACUCAGAGACACCAUCAUCGUGACGAACAUGGAUGGCAGAGCCAUUGGUGGCAGCCAGUCAGAGUCAUACGACAAGGUGCUGGUUGAUGCCCCAUGCUCUAAUGACCGCAGUUGGCUCUUUAGCCCUGAAGCCCAGCAGGGGGAGCUGUGGUUGAGAGAGCGAGUCCAACUACCUCACUUACAAAAAGAGCUGCUCUGUUCAGCCUUGGCAGCAGUGCGUCCUGGAGGGCAGGUGGUUUACUCCACUUGCACUUUAUCCUGUGCAGAGAACCAGUCUGUAAUUGAAGAGGUUCUUACCUCCUGCCCGGGGGUGGAGCAUCUGGACCUGGAGGAGGAGCUGAUUGGUUCGCUCUCCAAACAUUUUACUUUUGCUCACCUUCAGCCUCCACUGGGUCAUUUGGUGCUUCCGCAACAGGGAAGAACAUGGGGCCCCAUGUUUGUAUGCAGUCUGAGGAGAAUCUCAUAAAGACUUUAAUUCUCAUGGGGUUAGCAGUAUUUAUUUACAGAACAUUUAGGGCUGGGCGUGUAUGUAUCUCAUUUUUUCACCCUACAACAUGAACUGUUUUGCCUGCAUCAAAUAAGCAGAGUAUUGUACAACACAAAUAAAAAUAAAUAAAAUUUAA